ACCAACAUGAUCGAUGUCCCGGACAACUCUGGUAAUUACGUCUCUGACCACAACCAAGAGAACGCGAGACGGUCUCUUCCGAGGCCCGGUGGUCCCGUCAAGGUCACGGAGGAGGUGGGGAGGGGGAAGGCCCUGAGACCUGUUUGCCUGUGAAGCAUCUUGCCUUCUUCUGUUACCGAACCAAAAACAUGCCUGCUCUAGUCUAAUCCAUGCAUGCUGUUUUAAUGGCUGAACUCUGCAAAUACCACUUCCCCAAAGUUGUUGAUCUUCACAACUACCCUCCAGCAAACAGCCACGCAGCUAAAGUAAUCAACUGGCAAACUCUCAACAGGAAGGUUUUCAGCAAGUUACAGAUCAAAGUUACUACAGACCUGAUCCACCAGAUAGCAGCAGGAUUACCCGGAGCUCUAGAGUCGGUACUGCUGGCAAUCAAGAAUAAAGUAGACUACCAGCAAAGGCAGAAGGGCGAAACUGAUUCUGGACAGACUAAAACUGCCUGGGGUGACUUUGGAGAUGGUUCUGGACUAAAUGAUCAUGAAGAUAUGUUUCUUGAGAUUAAAAAACUAAAAAAUGAAGUUCAAUUGAAAAAUGAAACAAUAUCUGUACUGAACCAAAAGGUUGUCCAUCUUGAGGCAUUGUUGGAAAUAAAGGACAAACGGCUACGAGAGCUGACUGCCAAUGUAGAUCGGAUGAAAGCCAGACAAGAUGAUUCAAAAGAGAGUUUUCAUUCAAUAUCUGCUUAGUAUCUGAAAUAUUCGGUAUCAUCAACAUUUGAACAAUAACUCUAAAUACUCCUUGUGUUGCCAAACCUAAUUAUGUGAUUCACUAUUAGAAUUACUUCAAAACACUUCAAAAUUAUAUUGUUGUUAAAUUGUUUUCUAUUUUU
Macrosteles quadrilineatus (aster leafhopper) is the source of this 886-nucleotide messenger RNA. RefSeq names its product sperm flagellar protein 1-like. The coding region runs from base 210 to 743 and encodes 177 amino acids. Gene Ontology annotation, cellular component: axoneme. NCBI's taxonomy places the organism in Eukaryota, Metazoa, Arthropoda, Insecta, Hemiptera, Cicadellidae. Gene Ontology annotation, biological process: regulation of cytoskeleton organization. Gene Ontology annotation, molecular function: microtubule binding. The record is from RefSeq and is a predicted model, not a curated record. The transcript has 6 exons.